Molecule: messenger RNA, 3283 nt
Organism: Striga asiatica
Lineage: Eukaryota; Viridiplantae; Streptophyta; Magnoliopsida; Lamiales; Orobanchaceae
Source: the annotation of a GenBank genome assembly
GUUUUUCAUCUCACACGCAGUGAGUAACGUUCUCUCUCAUCGUCACUGUGUUUCUGGAAAAGGAGAUGUGCUUUCAGCUGCAGGUAUAUCGUUUGGGUACAUUGAAAGGAGAUGUGUUUUCAGCCGCAGGUGCUCAAAACCCCAGCAAUAAGUGACAUAUAAUCUAUCAAAUAUGUUAUUUGUGUGAUUCAUUGAAUAAUUCAAUAAUGUUUGUUAGCGAUCACUGUUUGUCUGGAAUUCCAUUUCCAUCAUCAGUUUGCCGGUGGGAUUUGAGGCGAAAAUUGAAUUCUUUUGAUGUAUAUGAUUUUUCCUCACGAGUUAUGGUCGCUGAUGUUUGAGUAAUCCAGUUAAUAUUACAUAAAUUAUAUUUAUUGGGUACUUUGGGUAUCGGUGUGAAUAUUACGAAAUUUGUAGCCCCCUUCUUAAAUCUGAUUAUGGGCAAAGGAGAUCGAUGAUAUGCUUAUUUUCUUGUUUGAGGAACAUCAUUGUCAUUACUAUUGCUGUUUAUUAUUGUGCUGAUUAACCUUUUCAAUCUGUUAUUAGUAUUGACGUUAAUGUGGCACUGAAGCCUGGACAUGGAGAAAAUGAAUAAGAAUAAGGUGCUUGUAUUUUUGGAUGUCUCGGUUGAUGGGGAUCCUUUCGAGAGGAUGAUUUUCGAGCUCUUCACUGAUGUGGCUCCGAAGACUGCUGAAAACUUUCGUGCGCUUUGUACUGUUCACGCGUACUAUUACCAUAAACGCGAGAAAAAGGCGUCAGCCUUAAAACUGGGAAGCGAUUACACUAUAAAGGGACCUUUUUUCACCGUAUUGUCAAAGGACAAGCUGCUGAGGCUGGGGACUUGCUUAGGCGAAAUGGUGAAUAUGGAGAAAGUAUAUACGGCGGGAAAUUUCCAGAUUGAAGCUUGGCGCAUACGACAGAACUGUUUCCAAAUAGCACAAAAUAUUAAUGUUGGGGCUGAGUUUGAUCUUAUUCUCGCUGUGUUGGAGCUUCAGUUCACAUGGUCUCUGGCCUCUAAUGAGUCUCCAAACUUGAGUCAUGAUGCAGCUGGUUUGUUGUCUAUGGCAAUUGCUGAUCGUGAUGAAAGGGGCUCAUUGUUUGUUGUCACCUUUAAGGCUGAUCAUCGUCUUGAUAGGAAAAGAGUUGUCUUUGGUAAACUUGUGGAUGGGUAUGAAGUGUUGAAGAAGAUCGAAGAUGCCGGAGAUGAGAUGGGGAAACCUGUUGUGACAGUGAAAAUAGUCAAUUCUGGAGAAUUACAUGAUGAUAAAAAGAGGGAGAAUAACUUGAAAAUGGGGAAGAAUGCUAUAGAGCAAAAUAAUCACGCUGUAAAACGCAAGGGGAAGCACAAGAAAUCUUCAAGGAAAACGAGGAAAAGAAGAAGAUAUUAUACCUCUGAAUCAGAUAGUUCGUCAGAUACUGAUAUUGAUUCAUCUGAUUCAGACACAGAUUCUGAAUCUGAUGCUUCCUCUUUAAGUGACACCAGUUCUUCUAGUGAUGAUCGUCGUAAGAGACGGAAGAGAUCCAAGAGGGACAGGCAUAGGCGUGCAAGAAAGAAGGAUAGGCAACGUGAGAAAAGACGAAGGAGGCGGGACAAGAAGAAAAAGAAAUCUAAAAGGGAUAUUGCCUCAGACAGCGAGAGCGAUAAUAAUUCUGGAAGUAGCUCUCAAGAUGAUGUUGCAGUUGGGCAUAAACGCUCUGGUACGUCAAACAGGGAGGACUGUGAGUUUGCAAAUGAAAAUGGGCACCAUCAAACUAAUAAUAAGGGAGUUGGAAUGAAGCUUGACAGGAGUGCCAAUAUGCAUCCUGAUAUAGUAGAUGAUCCUGCUAGUAAAUCUAGGAGGCAGAGCUUAAGUCCAAGAAGAACCAAGAGCCAGAGUAUGAGCAUUAGCCCAAUGCCUGCCACUAGAAGAAGCCCAGAUGUUACACCAAAACACAACAGGACCCAAAGCCCGAGUCCAAGCCGAAGCCCGCGGCCCGUCUCCCGAAGCAGGAGCAUUACCCCCGCCAGAAGUGAGAGCAGCAGAAGCCCGGUAAGAAGCACUAGGGAAAGAAGUGGCAGCAUGAGCCCUGCUGAUAAUAGAAGUGCCACAUAUUCCCCUCCUGUAAGAAGAGUCUCCAAGAGCCCACCAAGGGCCUUGUCGAAGAGAUCAUCUCCAAGCAGGAGCCCAAUAAGGCCGGCCCGUAAAAGUGUUAGCCGGAGCUCUGGCAGGGCCCCGCCCAGGAGAAGCCCAAGCCCGGCGGGCAGGGGGCCUAGAAGGGCUUACCGCUCGCGGAGCCCCGUGAGGUCGCCCGUUUCUGAUCGUGGUAGGAGCCCAUCGGUUGAUGGGUCCCCCAAACGCGUCAGGAGAGGGAGGGGAUUUAGUGACCGCUACGCGUAUGUUAGGCGUUACAGGAGCCGGAGCCGUUCUCCCGAUCGUUCGCCUGUGAGGUCUUACCGUUAUGGUGGUAGAGGUGAUCGUGACCGAUACUCUAGUUACAGAAGGUCGCCUAGACGUUACAGGAGUCCACCUCGAGGAAGAACUCCUCCAAGAUACAGGGGCAGCAGGCGUAGCAGGACCCGAAGCCCAAGCCCAUCGCGCAGCCCAAUCCGUUACCGUCGCCGCCGCUACAGCAGAAGCCCGAGCCCAGCCAGGAGCCGAUCCCCCGUGGAAAGGAACCGCGGCUCUCCGCGCACCCUCAGGCGAAGGUCGCCUUCUCGGAGCCCCUCUGGAUCGCCUCAAUCUCUCAGGGGCCCAGCCCGUUCAAGAUCGCCUUCCUAUGUUGGCCCGGCCCGUAAAAGCCGUUCGAGGUCUCCAUCUUAUGUUGGGCCGACCAACAAAAGCCGUUCGAGGUCACCAUCCUAUAAUAGUCCGCCCCCACGUAACAGGACAAACUUGGUCUCAUAUGGAGACGGGUCGCUUGAUUCGGGCCGGGAUUGAAAGAUGGAUUGGGCUUUUGUUUUUUUUGUUUUUUAAAUGGACCUACGGUUGUUUGUGGACUUGGAUUUCGAGUCGGGUUUGAUGUAUUUUUUUGUUUGUGGAGUGUUGGUGUAGUGUAACGUGGGCCAUGUGGACUUGAUGUGGAGUUUCAACUUUCAUGGGCUACUUAUUACUUUGUGUUUGAGCAUUGAUAUCGACUUAGAUGUAUUUGAUUGGUACUCGGAUCAAUUUGGACUUUGCUUUGAAGACGAUGCCUACGUUUGAACGUUGUCUUUGUCUUAUUUUCGUACUCGAAGCGGAAUAUUUUUGAGUCUUUUUUAUGGUUAUUUUUUCAAUUUGUGUUGAUCCAUUGUGUAGUGAAUUUCGAU